Molecule: messenger RNA, 1919 nt
Organism: Sphaerulina musiva SO2202
Lineage: Eukaryota; Fungi; Ascomycota; Dothideomycetes; Mycosphaerellales; Mycosphaerellaceae
Product: RNI-like protein
Exons: 3
Coding region: 38-1705 (555 amino acids)
Biological process (GO): mRNA splicing, via spliceosome
Molecular function (GO): U2 snRNA binding; protein binding
Source: RefSeq, a predicted model, not a curated record
GCCUAAACCACGCAACAUUGACCACAACACGUCGAUUAUGGCUUUCUACACCAGCCAACGCCUGAGUCUCAAGGGUCAUCUCUGCACAGUGCGCUUUAUCGGCUCUGUCCAGGGGAAGUCCGAUGAGUGGCUUGGAGUCGAAUGGGAUGACCCAGCUCGAGGGAAGCACAACGGCACGUUCGAGGGCGCCAAGUAUUUUGAGUGCAAAAGCAAGUCGUCCACCGUUGCCUCGUUUCUGAGGCCCAAGCAGCCAUGGGACGAACCAAGGAGUUUCUAUCAAGCCCUACGUGCGAAAUACAUGUCUGAUGAUGCUGUCACAACCAAGGAGAAAGUCUACUUCUCUUCCAAGCAAGCCGAGGAAGUUGGCUUCGAGAAAUUUGCCAGACGACAAGCGGCACUGCAGGGUAUUCAUGUGUUGAUCCUGGACCACAUGCGGAUCCGUCAUGUCACGAAUGGCGAGGACGAUGCCAUCCGAGACGCUUGUCAAGACAUCACCGAAUUGGAUAUUGGGGGAAAUCUCUUCGAGAGCUUCAACGAGAUCCUUGGCCUGGUCACCCUGCUUCCGAAGCUGACCCACCUCAUCCUCGAUGGCAACCGCUUCACCAUCCGCCCGGACAAUGAUCCUAUCACUCUGCCACAACUAUCUUCGCUCAGCCUCUCGAAUACUCUGCUUCAGCAAGACAAUCAGACUUUGGGCUUGAUGGUCUCCCGCCACUUCCCAGGUAUCAAAACGCUCAGGAUUGCCGACGACGAGGCUCGCACGACGAGUUCUCUGGGUGUUGAAGCAUUGCCUGCCCACAUCACUGCACUUGACUUGUCGAGUAACAGCUAUUCGACCUUGUCCGAUCUACAACAUCUAUCCCACUGCCACGAGCUACAGAAGCUCAACGUGGAGAAAUGCCAUAUCGUAGGUGUAGGAGAGCGAGGCACAGUCGUGAGCAGCUCGAGCACAAGUCUUGAUUUAGCCCACAACAGCAUCGAAUCUUGGGAUGUGAUCGAUGCUCUCCAUGUGGCCUUUCCAGCAAUGACCCAGCUUCGUAUGACCGGUAAUCCGAUAUACAACAAUCUGAAGUCAGCUACAGGCAAGAAGCUGAUGGCAGAGGAUGCUUACAUGCUCACAAUCGCACGCUUGCCGCAACUAGACAUGUUGAACUACAGUAAGAUCACUGAGAAGGAGAGGCUCAAUGCUGAUAAAUACUAUCUCCAUGAGAUUACCGCAGAGCUGGCAGCGGCGGAUCUGGAUAGACGACAUGAGAUCUUGGAUAAGCAUCCGAGAUGGAGCGAAUUGUGCGAAGAGUAUGGCGAACCAGCGAUACCAGACUCCUUGAGCAGGGAUGCUGUCGACCCCCGCAGUCUAGCAGCAAGGCUCAUCGACGUCACGUUUGUGUUUGAUGCCUACCACCAAUGGGAAGUCAAGGUACCAAAGUCACUCAGCAUUUACUCUGUCAUGGGCAUGCUUGGCAAGAGAUUAGGUGUGAUGCCUACGCACGUCCGUCUGGCUUGGGAGACGGGCGAACGUGAUCCGCUGGGACAUGGUGGCAACAGUGAAGGCCUUACUGAAUGGGAUUCGGACGAGGCAGAAAGUGAACUGGACGAGCCUCAAACAUACUCCGUGGCGAGGGAAGUGGAACUGGUGGCCUCAACGCGAACGCUGGGUACAUAUAUCGAGGGGCGCGAAGCUCGCGUACGAGUGGAGCGGCGAUGAUGAGUGAGUGCCAACGUUUCCUGUACCCGGGCUUGGUGAACGGAGGGGAUACCAUUUUGGAGAGGGGGCUCGAGGACAGACUUGCAGAUGGGCUCGAUUGCUUGUUAGCGUAGUGCUCACCGUCCUUGCCGAAGUCACCCAAACCAUAGAUUCAUUGACGAUAUCAAUGCGCUCAGGAUAUGAACACAUGCGACUGCCCAAAUAAUUAAUGCAC